AUGUCAACCGCUAGAGAAGCCGAGGAGCUCAAGCAGCAGGGCGUUGUCGAAGCUGCUGCGAAUCCCGAAACCAACGUCACUGCGGAUGACGCUCAAAGAACCAUUGUCCAGGCGUCUCGAAAUGCUGGUGUGGCGGCUUUCACCUUCGACCCAGAUGCCAGCCCAGAACAGAAGAAAGCUCAAGCCAAAGCUGCCAUCCCUCCCGAGCUUCAACACAGCAGACGGCCCAAGGGCGCUGCUAUCAUCACCGACGUCGACGACGGCACCGGUCCUGACGAAGAUCUACCAGAACCCAGCAAGGACGGAGUCUUGGACGUUGCUCGCGAUGAACAAGGAAAACCACUUGCAGACGGUGUCGAUCCUGAAGGCGACGAAGUACCAUACUCAAGAACAGGAUGGGCUCCGCGACUGGGAUGGCCCGAGGACGAUGCGACUGCGCAGGAGAGUCUGCUUGAUCACGAAACUUGGGUAGAGUCGCAGCUUCCGGAUACUUUGUAUGGUGAUUGGUAUCAUAAUACCGGUGUAAUCAUAUUCGCAUGUGUUACUUCCUGGCUUGUCGCUGUCUUUGGCGGCGGACUGGGCUGGGUCAUCAUCGUUAUGGCCUUCUGUUCUACUUACUACCGCACAUCGCUACGAAGAGUGCGACGCAACUUCCGAGACGACAUCUCUCGCGAGAUGGCUCUGAAGAGGCUGGAAAACGACAACGAAUCUCUCGAGUGGAUUAACUCCUUCAUGGUCAAGUUCUGGCCCAUCUACCAGCCAGUCCUUGCCCAGACCAUUAUCAACUCUGUCGAUCAAGUCCUGAGUUCUGCUACCCCUUCAUUCUUGGACAGUCUGAAGCUCAAGACUUUCACAUUGGGUACCAAGCCCCCCCGCAUGGAGCAUGUCAAGACGUAUCCCAAGACGGAGGAUGACAUUGUCAUGAUGGACUGGAAAUUCAGUUUCACUCCCAACGACACUGACGACAUGACUUCCCGCCAGCUCAAAAGCAAGAUCAACCCCAAAGUUGUGCUCGAAAUUCGAAUCGGCAAGGCCAUGAUCAGCAAGGGACUUGACGUUAUUGUCGAGGAUAUGGCCUUCUCUGGCAUCAUGCGACUGAAGAUCAAGCUGCAAAUCCCUUUCCCUCAUAUCGACCGUAUUGAGAUGUGCUUCCUGGAACGACCGACCAUCGACUAUGUCUGCAAACCCUUGGGUGGUGACAACUUCGGCUUCGACAUCAAUUUCAUUCCUGGUCUGGAGGGAUUUAUCCAAGAGCAAAUCCACGGCAACUUGGCUCCGAUGAUGUAUGCGCCCAAGGUAUUUCCAAUUGAGGUCGCCAAGAUGCUGGCUGGUUCUCCUGUCGAUCAGGCUAUUGGUGUCAUUGCGGUGACUCUUCAUGGUGCGCAGGGCUUGAAGAAUAGUGACAACUUCGGCAACACUGUUGAUCCUUACGCAUCUUUGAGUUUGAAUCGUCGUCAAGAGCUGGCCCGAACAAAGGUCGUACACGACAACCCCAACCCCAGAUGGAACGAGACACACUACAUCAUUGUCACGUCUUUCAACGACACUUUGGACAUGCAAAUCUUUGACCACAACGACUUUCGAAAGUCGAAGGAACUGGGUGUUGCUUCAUUUCCACUUGAGAGUAUCGAAGAGCUCAAUGUCCACGAGAACCAGCGAUUGGAGGUCAUCUCCGAUGGCAAGGCUCGCGGUGUUGUUUCCUGCGACAUUCGUUUCUUCCCCGUGCUUGAGACCGUCAAAAACGCCGAAGGACAAGACGAGCCACCUCCUCCGUCCAACCAGGGUAUUCUCCGAUUUACCGUGGAGCAAGCCAAGGAUCUGGACGGUACCAAGAGUCUUGUAGGAUCUCUCAACCCUUACGCUGUCAUGUUUUUGAACGGCAAGGAAGUGCACCAAACCAAGAAGCUGAAACGUACCAACAACCCCAUCUGGGACAAUGGUUCCAAAGAGAUCCUCAUUACAGACCGAAAGAAGGCCAAGCUUGGUCUCACAGUCAAGGACGACCGUGAUCUUGCCGGCGACCAAGUUGUUGGAAAAUACCAGAUUAAGCUCGACGAAAUGCUCGAGUGCAUGGAGCAAGGCAAGGAGUGGUACAACCUGCACGGUGCACAAACGGGUCGUGUUAAAAUGAUGGCACAGUGGAGGCCCGUUUCUAUCUCCGGUGUAGCGAGCACUGGUGGCUACGUGACCCCUAUUGGUGUUCUGCGUCUUCAUUUCAAGAAAGCUACUGAUCUUCGAAAUUUCGAGGCAUUCGGCAAGUCGGAUCCUUACACUCGAAUCCUACUCUCUGGUAUCGAAAAGGCACGAACUGUCACUUUCCGGAACGAUCUCAACCCCGAGUGGGACGAAGUUCUCUACGUGCCCAUUCACUCUGCUCGCGACAGGCUUGCUUUGGAAGUCAUGGAUACGGAAAAGGUUGGAAAAGACAGAAGUCUGGGACUGGUUGAGCUCUUCGCCGCCGACUAUGUUGCUCAGGACGAAACUGGCGAGUAUUUGGUCAAUGACAGGAAACAGCUACGCGAGGACGGCCUCCGUCUGCACGGCAAAGGUAUCGCCAAGGGAGUUCUACAUUACACGGUUGCCUUUUACCCUUGCCUCAAUGUCGCUGAUCCCGAGGAUGAGGAGGAGGAAGAGAAGGAGAAAGAGGGAGAAGCUGAGAAUGAUAAAGAUUCUUCCUCUGGAGAGGAACCGUCUCCUGUGCAGAGAUCUAGCGAGGCCGGCAAGUUCAGCGCCAGUUUGGAUAAACCCAAGGAGAAUCACUUGGAACCCCCUACACCUACAACAGCUGGUCGCCCCUCAAUCGACAUGCCCAAGGGUCCGCGCAAAAUCAGACUCACCCCCGAAGAGCUUCUCAAGUACGAAAGUGGUUUGCUCAUCUUCCGACUCAUGGAGGCAGAAAUGCCCGACAGCCACAGCCACUUGGAGGUUCUCGUGGAUGAUAUGGCGUACCCAUCCUAUAUCUCUUCAACUGCUCGCAACAAACAUCACAAAUUCGAAGAAAUUGGAGACUGUUUCAUCCGCGAACUCGACUUUUCUCGACUUACUCUUCGGGCUCGCAAGAAGGGUGACGACGACGACGACCUCCUAGCGUCGCUCGCCGGCAACACCUUGGAAACGCUCAAGCAAUGCUUGAACAACCCGACAAUUCUGAAGCUCAAGGGCGAGGAUGGGCGCCCCGCAAGUGUCAAGGUCAGCUUGAAGUAUAUCCCAGUCAAGAUGCAGCUUGACCCAAGCGAAAGUAUUAACAACAUGGGAACACUUCGUGUUGAUGUUCUUGAUGCUGUCGAUCUUCCUUCAGCCGAUCGCAAUGGCAAGAGUGAUCCUUACUGCAAAUUUGAGCUUAACGGCCAGGAGAUUCACAAGACUAAGGUGGUGAAGAAGACAUUGAGCCCCACAUGGAACGAAUACUUUGAGGUCAAUGUUCCUUCAAGGACUGCUGCACAGUUCAAGUUGACUGUGUGGGACUAUGACUUUGCGGACAAGCCUGACUUCUUAGGUGGUGCCGAUAUCAAUCUCGAGUCCCUGGAUCCUUUCAGGCCGUCAGAGACUAAGUAUAUCCUCGAUGGCAAGUCAGGAAGCGUGCGCAUCCGACUCUUGUUCCGACCCAGCUAUGUCCAGCGAGCGCGUCAGGGCACAUCCACCUUCGGCGGUACGUUUGCGUCAGCUCCCGGACGUAUCGUCACCGGUGUUGCUGGUGCGCCCAUCAAGGGCGGUGCCGCUGUGGCGGGAGUUGUUGGCCACGGCGUUGGCAGGGGAGCCUCGUUCCUCCGCCGCGGUAUCUUCAGCAAGAAGGACAAUAGCGACAUCAUCGAAGAGGAUAAUGAAGUUUUUGAGUCCCAAGCACUAAGUCCUAAUGGCAACGAUGGCGCCAAUGGUGGGCUACGUCGAUCACCAGCUAUAAACGAAGAAGGCAGCUCGAAUGGCAGCCGUCCUCCUACCAGCAAUGGCCAUAUUCGGUCGAAGAGUAUCGGCCAGUCGUCGACUCACAGCGCCAAUCCAGGAGCCCCUCCGAGCGGUACAGCUUCUUUUACCGUGGUCGAAGCAUCAGGCUUCCCUCCUGCGUCUGAUCUGUACGUCAUAAUCACGCAGAUCAACCCCAGAGAGAAGACAGUGGGCAAGACCAAGCACUUCAAGUCCAACAGUGGACAGUGGACAUUUGGAGAGACGUUCAAGUUCCCAUGUUCACCUGACGCACAGUUUAAGAUUGAGGCCAAGGGUCAACACACGUUUAGCAGCGAUGAUGACCUAGGCGAGCACAUCUACUUUGUUGACGAGUCAGGCUCCUCGGUUGCUAAGGAGCUGUCUGUGGGCAGCGGAACAGUGACACUCAAGAGCAGCUUUCAAGCCACUGAAUCAAACCUAGUCCCAGACAGUCCUAAAGCUCACAUGCGCCGAAGCUUCAUGAGUAAGCGGGAUGGUCGACCUAGCCGGGAGGUGACACCGAAUCCUUAA
Messenger RNA from Fusarium coffeatum, 4452 nucleotides. RefSeq lists its product as uncharacterized. The record is from RefSeq and is a predicted model, not a curated record. Lineage: Eukaryota; Fungi; Ascomycota; Sordariomycetes; Hypocreales; Nectriaceae. The transcript has 4 exons. Gene Ontology annotation, molecular function: lipid binding. Bases 1 to 4452 code for a protein of 1483 amino acids.